Molecule: messenger RNA, 527 nt
Organism: Pogona vitticeps (central bearded dragon)
Lineage: Eukaryota; Metazoa; Chordata; Lepidosauria; Squamata; Agamidae
Gene: S100A7
Product: S100 calcium binding protein A7
Biological process (GO): endothelial cell migration
Cellular component (GO): extracellular exosome; cytoplasm
Molecular function (GO): calcium-dependent protein binding; calcium ion binding; transition metal ion binding
Source: RefSeq, a predicted model, not a curated record
AAUUCCCCUUCCACGGACAGCAGAGGCUGGUUUCAUCACCUCUGUCGAAAUCCGGCUCCGAGGAGGUAUAUAAAGGCUGCAGGUACAGUAGGACAACCCAGACAUCACACACAACCACAUUUUGGAAUCAGCCGGCCGGUUCGCUUCAACAUAAAAUGGCAGCCACCAAACCCGCUCCCAAGUCCUCCUGUGCGGAAGGGGAUUGUCUGCCCGUCUGCACCCUGGAGAAGGCGAUGCAAAUUAUGGUCGACAUCUACCACCAGUAUGCGUCCCGGGAGGGCAAGGACGACCUCCUGAGCCUUAAGGAUCUGACCGAGCUUCUCAAGUGUCAGGCACCAAACUUUCUGUCCGCUUGUAACCGGAACCGCCCAGGAUACAUCCCGCAACUCUUCAAACAAGCCGACGUGGAUAACAACAAGAACCUGACUUUUGAGGAGUAUAUGAGGGUUUUUGCCCAUCUGGCGGAUGAUGCCCAUCGCAUCAGUCACGGUGAAGACCGUUGCGGCCCGGACAAGGACUGAGGACCC